This is a messenger RNA of Owenia fusiformis, 2159 nucleotides long. The record is from the annotation of a GenBank genome assembly. Lineage: Eukaryota; Metazoa; Annelida; Polychaeta; Sabellida; Oweniidae.
CACAGGUAGAUUCAUCUAGUGAGGGAUCAGCCAGACCAAGACAUGGAUCCUGUUUUCAAGGCCUCGAUUUUAACAUCUACACUAGAGGGGUUCAAAAUGUUGACCCUGACAAUGGCAAAACGUCUCAGAAUGUUUGAGAUACUGGGAAAAUAUGUUUCCCCAAAAACUUCAAAAGAAAUUGCUGAAUCAGCAGGAUAUAGAGAGAACUAUGUUACUCAAUUGCUUGAUACCAUGGUGACAUUCAAGUACAUAAACUAUGAUGUACAAGACAAAACCUACUUUCUGCCCAUAGAACAUCGAGAAGUUUUGAACCAGGAGAGCUGGCCUCUAAAAUGGCUAGAAAUUGUGCCCUUAUUUUCCGCAGCUCAACCUGAACUUGAGAAGAUUUUCAAAGUGGAUGGUCCAACUGCGUUACCAGAAGCAAUGAAUGAUGCUAUGCAGCCAUGGUUGAAUGAACAUUGGGGAUUUGAUGAGCCUGGGGAAGACUAUGUUAAACAAUUGGUUGACAGCAUGCCAGAGUUGAAGAACAAGUUGGAGGCUGGAAUUCAAGUUUUGGAUGUAGGAUGUGGAUGGGGUGGACUAGGUGGUGCUUUUGCAAAACUCUACCCAAAAUCCACACUGUAUGGUAUCGACCUUGAAGGAAUCGAUAUUGCAAAGAAAAAUAAUGCCGAUAUAAAAAACGCCAUAUUUUCUGUUGCGGACUGCACUAAAUUGGAUCCCUCUUGGAGUGAUAAGUUUGAUUAUGUGUACAUCCGUAAUGUCUUACACUUUGUACCCCCAAAGUCUUUGGAUUCAUCCAUUCAAGAAAUCUACAGGGUGCUUAAACCAGGAGGUACAUUUUCUUUGAUCCAGUUUAAUCAUAAAGAGAUUGGACCCAAUAAAGGAGAUAUAUUUGUUUGUUGUGGUGGGGCUAUUGGAAUGUAUGCAUAUCAUGGAUCAGAGGAUGCCUGCCUAGGAGGAACAGAGGAAACCUCAAAAGAAGGGUCAAAAGAAGAGGAAUAUAAAAUGGAAGAUUUGUCAAGUGAUAUGCCUGAUAUGGCUCGUUCAGGCAAGUGUCCAUUGGUACAUGAAGAUCGUGUACUGAAAGCUGCAGAUUUUAAGAACCUACAGUUCAUUCCUAUAGCUUUUGAUCAGGAACACAUCCAUAUGACUUUCAGCAAGUUAUAAGAAAAGUUGGGACUUGGGUACAUGAUUUCUGAAUCUUGAUGCCCUAGUAGCACUUUAAGCAUGGACAUACAGAAACCUGUAAAUCUGAUCCAUGGUUUAAGCUGAAUAAUGACAUUGUGCCAUAGUAUAUAACAGUUUACAAUUUUUGAAUAUUUUUGUUUUAUAUAUGUACAUGUGUGAACGUAUACAGGGUAUGCAAUUAGUAAAUGUAUCUCACUACUGUAGGUGCUGUUUGUGUCCUUGUUAUACCCAUUUCAAGAUGAUACUAUUGUGAAUGUCAAAAUAUUUUACCAUAUUUGCCAUAUUUUACAACAUUUACAACACAAAUGUAUUCAGCAUGAUGUCCAUUGGAUUUAUAAUAUUUUGUAUACAAAUAUAAUAUUCUACUCUAUUGAUUUGUGGAGUUACCUUAGGUUCUUGUGUAUAAUACACAAGAUGGAAAUGUAUUACACAGCCUCUGUGUCUGUGCAACAAGAAUUGUCUGCCUUCUGGUAGCAGAUUUACAUAAGAUACUUUGUUGUCUCCAUUUAGACCCAUUUCUUGGACGAUUUUCUCCAUCAUCAUGAAGCACCAGUGUAGUAGUUUUAGUUCCUUUUUUGUUACAUAGACACCACUGAAGAUGCAUAAAACAGUGCAGCAUGUAACACAAACAAUGAAAUCAAACUGCUAAUAUAUGCGCUUCCUGUUGAUGCUGGAUAUACAUUUUUAAAACAAGAAACUAUGCACUAACUGCUAGGAUAAGUUGAUGGAGAAAAACAUAUGAGAAAUGGAACAAAAUAUCUUUCAUGAGUCUACCACUGCAAGCCAGGCCAUCUUGUUACACAUACACAUUUGCCAUGUAAUAUGUUAAGACCCAGUGAUGUCCAAGGGUUUAUCUAAAUUCUACAAUGAUGUUUUUUGAUGAAUCUAUUCUGAUUCAAAUCUGUGAUUUUGGAUGUAUAUUACUUUAUUUGCCAUAUAUUAUUUCAACUUGCUUGUAUAUCAUGCAUAUG